GUGUCAGGAUCCAGCCACCCCAUGCCUCCCCACUGUGACAUGGAUUCCUGCAGCUCCGAGGAAUUCUACCAGGCUGUUCAUCAUGCAGAGCAAACCUUCAGAAAGAUGGAGAGCUACUUGAAGCAACAGCAGCUCUGUGACGUUAUCCUGGUUGCUGGGAAUCGCAAGAUACCUGCACAUAGACUUGUCCUCAGUUCUGUCUCUGACUAUUUUGCUGCCAUGUUUACAAGUGAUGUUUGUGAAGCUAAGCAAGAAGAGAUCAAAAUGGAAGGCAUAGACCCCAAUGCACUGUGGGAUCUUGUUCAGUUUGCAUAUACAGGCUGCCUGGAAUUGAAAGAAGACACCAUUGAAAAUCUUCUAGCAGCUGCCUGCCUUCUACAGCUCCGACAAGUAGUAGCGGUUUGCUGCGAUUUUCUAAUGAAGCUUUUGCACCCAUCCAACUGUUUGGGAAUACGAGCAUUUGCUGAUGCUCAAGGAUGCACAGAGCUUAUGAAGGUGGCCCACAACUACACCAUGGAAAAUAUAAUGGAAGUUAUAAGAAAUCAAGAAUUUUUACUUCUACCAGCUGACGAACUCCAUAAACUCCUUGCUAGUGAUGAUGUGAAUGUUCCUGAUGAAGAGACCAUUUUCCAUGCCUUAAUGAUGUGGGUGAAGUAUGAUAUGCAGAGGCGAUGCAAUGACCUAAGUAUGCUACUUGCUUAUAUCAGAUUACCACUGCUUCCACCUCAGAUCUUGGCUGACCUAGAAAACCAUGCACUUUUUAAGGAUGAUCUAGAAUGCCAGAAGCUUAUUCUGGAAGCCAUGAAAUAUCAUCUUUUGCCAGAGAGAAGAACUCUCAUGCAAAGUCCAAGAACUAAACCUAGAAAAUCUACAGUUGGGACUCUUUAUGCUGUUGGAGGAAUGGAUAACAACAAAGGUGCUACAACUAUUGAAAAGUAUGAUCUCAGAACAGAUAUAUGGAUCCAGGCUGGAGUGAUGAAUGGCAGGAGGCUUCAGUUUGGUGUUGCUGUCAUUGAUGACAAGCUGUUUGUCAUUGGAGGUCGGGAUGGUUUAAAGACAUUAAACACUGUUGAAUGUUACAAUCCAAAGACCAAGGCUUGGACUGUGCUACCACCAAUGUCAACGCAUAGGCAUGGCUUAGGAGUUACAGUGCUUGAAGGGCCUAUUUAUGCAGUGGGAGGACAUGAUGGUUGGAGUUAUUUGAAUACAGUUGAGAGGUGGGACCCUCAAACUCAGCAAUGGACAUUUGUGGCAAGUAUGUCAAUUGCCAGAAGCACUGUUGGAGUAGCAGCAUUAAAUGGCAAGUUAUAUUCAGUUGGAGGUCGGGAUGGAAGUUCAUGUUUGAGUUCAAUGGAAUAUUAUGAUCCUCACACAAACAAGUGGAAUAUGUGUGCUCCUAUGUGUAAGAGAAGAGGAGGUGUAGGAGUGGCUACAUGUGAUGGCUUUCUUUAUGCAGUUGGAGGCCACGAUGCUCCUGCUUCUAACCAUUGUUCCCGACUGCUGGAUUAUGUAGAAAGGUAUGAUCCAAAAACUGAUACGUGGACAAUGGUUGCUCCACUGAAUAUGCCUCGAGAUGCUGUUGGUGUCUGUCUCCUUGGUGACAAACUAUAUGCAGUAGGUGGCUAUGAUGGUCAAACAUACCUGAAUACUAUGGAAGCAUAUGACCCUCAAACUAAUGAAUGGACGCAGAUGGCUUCCUUAAAUAUUGGAAGAGCUGGUGCCUGUGUUGUAGUCAUCAAACAACCAUAA
Chaetura pelagica (chimney swift) is the source of this 1749-nucleotide messenger RNA. RefSeq names its product kelch-like family member 1 (gene KLHL1). The coding region runs from base 22 to 1749 and encodes 575 amino acids. The transcript is spliced from 10 exons. NCBI's taxonomy places the organism in Eukaryota, Metazoa, Chordata, Aves, Apodiformes, Apodidae. Gene Ontology annotation, molecular function: protein binding. The record is from RefSeq and is a predicted model, not a curated record.